Messenger RNA from Pollicipes pollicipes, 3413 nucleotides. RefSeq names its product histone-lysine N-methyltransferase SETD1A-like. Gene Ontology annotation, molecular function: protein binding; RNA binding; histone H3K4 methyltransferase activity. The record is from RefSeq and is a predicted model, not a curated record. The transcript has 15 exons. Gene Ontology annotation, cellular component: Set1C/COMPASS complex. Lineage: Eukaryota; Metazoa; Arthropoda; Thecostraca; Pollicipedomorpha; Pollicipedidae. The coding region runs from base 176 to 3178 and encodes 1000 amino acids.
AUGGUGUUUACUCUGCGGGUGCUGUUGGGGUUGGGUGGACCUGCCGUCUCGUCAUAACUUUAACUUCACCGCUUCACCCGCGGCUCAGUAUUGUGAAGGCAAGGCGUCAAAUAAUCACGGAAUACUUUAAAAAUGCUGGUGACUUGCAUGAGGCAGUGAGUCUCCAAUUUGAUUUAUGAUGAAUGGAGUCAUGGAGCAUCACCACAACAGUGCACAUCAUCACCAUCAUCAACCAAAUCAUCAUCCUCAUCACCAUGUAGCAAAAGAGAAACACCCACCACCUCCAAAGUACAAAGCAUUCAAGCUGUUAUCAGAUCCAUGCAUCAUCCAGGGAGCUUCAAAGAUCUACAGGUACGACGGCCGCGUGCCCAACGACGCCUCGUACCCGACUGUACACGUGCGCGACCCGCGGCCGCCGCUCACGCGCAUCUGGUCGCGCAUGGAAGUGCUGCAGAUGCCUGUGCCCAAGUUUCGGAUUGACGAGGACUACGUGGGCAUGCCUCCCCCGCUGGAGGUCUCCAUCACCAACAUCAACGACAACAUCGACCAGGCGUUCCUCUCUGAAUUGGUACAAAAGUACGGCGAGCUGGAGGAGCUGACCAUCUUUUACCACACGCGCACCGGCAAACACCUGGGCUUGGGCCGGGCCGUGUUCCAUCGCGUGGAGGGCGCCCGACUGUGCGCAGAACGGCUCAAUCACACCUCGGUCAUGGGCAACGUGCUCAACGUCUUCCCAGACGCCUUCGGGGCCAAGGUGCGGCAGAUGGCGGAGGAUCUGUCCGAGGACCGGCCCGUGCGUCGCGAGGAGCCGCCACCGGCCCUGCCGCCGCUGGCUGCGCCGGAGCCAGAGCCGGAGCCCGCCGCCGAUCCGGAGCCGGAGCCGGAGCCGGAGCCGGAGCGGACGGCCGUCGUCAGGCAGCCUUCGGAUCUCGCCGCCGAGCCUUGGGAGUCGGCGACCGGCGCCGCUGUGGACAGCGACGAGGAGCGGCUCGACUUGGAUACGCGCAUCGCGCAGCUGCUGCAGCGCAAGGCACGCCACGUGCUGGUGCCGUCGUUCGCCGAGAUGCUGGACAGCGGCGGCGAGUCGGCGUCCGAUUCAUGCUCAGAGAGCGGCUCCGACUGGGAGGCGCCGUCGCCGCUCAGCGCCACGCCGUCGCCGUUCGCCUCCCGCGAGCUGUACCUGCGCAGUCACCGGCCGGGGUUCCAGCAGUACCUGGCGCCUCCGCCCGCCCACCAGUCAAGCGACGCGCCGGCGCCCGAGGCGGAGCCGCUGACGCCCGAUCUCGUGUCUCGGAGAGCCCUGGACGAAGUCGUCCGGGAGCUCAAACAGAUUCUGAAGCGAGACUUCAACAAGAAGAUGAUCGAGAACACUGCGUACCGCAUGCUGGAGAAGUGGUGGGACCGCCAGGCUGAGCUGCAUAAGGCGCGGGACGAGGAGAGCCGGGCCGGCGGCGCCGCGCCGCUGGCGCCGCCGCGCGCCGACCUCACCUCUCUGCUGGAGAACAGCCGAGGCUCGCUGACCGGUGCCGGCGCUGGCUUCGGCCUCGGCUUCCGCAUGGCGCUGCCCAAGAUGCCCUCGUUCAGACGGAAGAUUCCGCGCCGCUCGCCGGCGCCGGCGCCGGAUGACGACAGGCGGCAGGCGGCCGACUCCGACUCGGAGGCGGCCUCUGAGCCGGAGCCGGAGCCGGAGCGGCAGGAGCCACAACAGCCCGCGCCGCCGCGGCCGCGCAUUUACGACACGUCCAGCGAAGAGGACGAGCCCCCGGCGGAAGAGGAGGACGAGCGGGGAUGGAAGGCGAGCAGCGUCAGCAGCAGCCGCAGUAAGGAGAGCAGCAGCAGCGAGAGCGCGAGCAGCAGCAGUAGCAGCAGCAGCAGCAGCAGCAGCAGCGGCAGCAGCAGCAGCGAGGAGAGCGAGACCGAGGCGGACGAGGCGGUGCGCGCACGCUCGGCCGGGGAGCUGGACGAACAGGUGGUGCCGCUGGACGAGGUGCCGGCGGCGGCGGACGAGCAGCCUCGCGCGGCGGGACGCACCGCUGAUUCGAUCGACGAGGAGGAGCGCGUCGGCUCGGCGAUCGAAGCGGUGCUGGCGGCCGGCGCGCGGCCAGAGGAGGAUGCCGCCGGCGAGCUGGCGCCGCGCCACCUCAGCACCGCCUCCGACCAGAGGACUCCCGCCACCGGGGCUUCGGACUCGCCGGCGCUGCCGGCCACUCCGGCGCCCGCCCUCGCGCGGGGUAAACGGAAGCUCGGCGCCCGGGGAGCGGCUGGGCUCGCCAAGCGGGACGUGAUGUCGGAGAUGGCGCUGCUGUACGAGUUCCUGACGCGCGGCAUCACGGCGGAGGACAUCGGCUACCUGCACCGCUGCUAUGAAAGCCUGCUGGCCGACGAUCAGAACAGCUACUGGCUGAACGACACGCACUGGGUGGACCACGCGGCCACCGACCGGCCGGAGAAGCGGCGCCGGCUGACUGAGCCGGCCGCCCACCGCUCCGGCUGCGCGCGCACCGAGGGCUACUACCGCGUCUCGGCUAAGGAGAAAAUGAAACACAAGUACCACUUCGGCCGCUCGGUGGUGGAGGCGACGACGGCGCUGGAGUCGACGGAUCAGGCGUCCACGUUGCCGGACCAGCGCGCCAAGGCGGCCACGGCGGCGGCCAUCUCCCGAGAGGCGCGCAGCAACCAGCGACGCAUCCUCACGGUCCUGGGGGCCGCCACCGAGAGCGAGUUGCUCAAGUUCAACCAGCUGAAGUUCCGCAAGAAACAGCUCAAGUUCGGCAAGUCGGCCAUCCACGACUGGGGCCUGUUCGCGCUGGAGCCGAUCGCCGCCGACGAGAUGGUGAUCGAGUACGUGGGCCAGCACGUGCGCCAGUCGGUGGCCGACCAGCGCGAGCUGGUGUACGAGCGCCAGGGCAUCGGUAGCAGCUACCUCUUCAGGAUCGACCGCGACAACAUCAUCGACGCCACCAAGUGCGGCAACCUGGCCCGCUUUAUCAACCACAGCUGCAUGCCCAACUGCUACGCCAAGAUCGUGUCGUUGGAGGGCCAGAAGAAGAUCGUGAUCUACUCGAAGCAGCCGAUCGGUGUCAACGAGGAGAUCACGUACGACUACAAAUUCCCGUACGAGGAGGACAAGAUCCCGUGCCUGUGCGGCACGGUCCAGUGUCGUGGUUACCUGAACUAGACCGGCGCGGCGGCCCCUGUCCGGCCGCGCCCGCCCGCCCGUCAGGCGGCGCCCGCCCGCCCCUGUCAGGUGGCGCCCGCCCGCCCGCCCGGCUGGGUCAUGUCUAGUCUUUCAGUGUGCGUACUGGUCACCGUCGGGGCGGCGCGCCCACUGUACAUGCCCAUCUCCCAUAUCUCGCCCCGCCCGCUCCGUCGCCGCGUCUCUGUACAAUGCAUGACCACUCAACAGAAUACAA